This is a messenger RNA of Orbicella faveolata, 9502 nucleotides long. RefSeq lists its product as uncharacterized. Gene Ontology annotation, molecular function: calcium ion binding. The record is from RefSeq and is a predicted model, not a curated record. NCBI's taxonomy places the organism in Eukaryota, Metazoa, Cnidaria, Anthozoa, Scleractinia, Merulinidae. Gene Ontology annotation, biological process: homophilic cell-cell adhesion; cell-cell junction maintenance. Gene Ontology annotation, cellular component: plasma membrane.
ACUGGCUAAUUUAAUGUUGGGGGGGAUGGGGCGGGGGGUAAUCCUGCGAUGGAUUAGCAUCCCAUCCAGGGGGGUAGAAGAAAUACUCCGCGCCAGCCCAACGGGCCAUUUGCCUCGUAUGUAGACUUCAAUUCCACUUCCGAGUUGCCAUACAUAUAGGUGACAUACAUAUUCAUACGAAUAGUUUCGCACAAAGACUCAUUUUGACACAAAGGCAAAAGUAAGCUUGGAAUUGGCCUAUUCUCCAUGGCUAACUUAGGGAGCUUUUGAUUUUGCUUCUCCAAACGUGGGCUGCGUAGCUACCCAAUCCACUACCCAUAAAUUCGCCACUGCGGACUGUUUGCUGAUCAAUACAUGCUAUUAGCAUAUAGCAGUCAUCGUUUCAAAAGGGCCAGUCAAUCCUUCACCGCGGCUGCUCUAGCAUACAGGUUCGACUGCAUUAUAAAUUAUUUUAUUUUGUAGGUCUUCAGAGCUCGACCUGGAAAAACACUUUCCGUGCAUUUUCGGUCGAUUGCAGGAAGUGAAUUUGAGCUAAAUGUUACAGCUGGAAGUGCGCACAACAACACCAUACUCAUUAGGAUUACAGAUGAGUACAAUGGAAAGACGGUAAAAACUGCUUCUAGUUCUGUCUUGGACAUUUCUUUCUAUUCUAAAGGCAAUUCCAAAGUUCCUGCCAAUCUGGAGAUGAUCAUAGUGGAAGAUCAAGAGUCGCCUCCAUCCUUUCUAAUAUCAAACAGUACUUUCUCCAACAACUUUAAGACCGGAAUUGCAGUAUAUGACCUGAUGGGCUGUUUUCAAAUUUUUAACACGGUGGCGUCGAAAAAUGGUGGUGUUGGCCUACAUAUAAGCGGAGUACACGGGGGAUUCCAUGUCGUAUCAUCUGUGCUUGCUGAUAACCAAAACCAUGGCGCGCACAUUGAAAACGUGUCAGGAUCUUUGGUAUUUAAAACUGUCACAUCCUCGAAAAACCACCAAUCAGGAAUCGUAAUCGAGUCAGGAACUUUAUCUUUCUUAAUGACUGACAGUCAUGUGAACGAGAACUUGGGUGAAGGCUUAUACAUCUCAAACCCACUCGACUCUACUAUAAAUAUCUCCAACACAAAGUUUCUUCGCAACAGCGGAGGCCAAGGAGUUUAUUUCAAGGACUUCCGUGAAGAUUGCCAGAUUCUUCUUUCAGACAUAACUUCACUUGGAAACUCACAGAACGGUGCUUUGUUUGAAAGAGUAAGAACCAAGAGUAUGAACGUAACAUCCUCCUCGUUUGACGGAAAUACGUUACAUGGCGUACAUGUUAAAGAGGUUUUCACGGGUAGCGUUAAUUUGCAGGAAAUUUCCACAUCUUACAAUUUGAAAACAGGCCUGGUUUUCUACCAAGGAGUCAGCAGCAUGAACAUAGAAUCGUGGUCUUCCAUUGGUAACCAAAUUGAUGGNUUUUCCUUAGAGAACCAAGAAGGACAACUGACUUUAAAGGACUGUUAUGUUUAUGGUAACAAACGGAACGGACUGUGGCUUGUGGAUUCUUUUGACGCUCGUCUUCAGUCUGCCCAUCUUCAGAACUGCAGUGUUUUGAAAAGCAAUCGUUAUGGGGUCUUAUUUGGUCUGAUGUAUGGAUUUCGACAAGGUGUCGAGGACUAUGCUGUUACAGUGGCCAAUUCUACAAUUGCCAAUAACGAGCUCGGUGGUUGCUGGUUUUAUCCUUCCGGCUGCAGAUGGUACUCUAGUUAUCCACGUCACAGAAGCGUUCAACUUUCAUUUACCGGAAACACGGUCGAGGGAAACCAGAAAUUCGGUAUUUACAUCUAUGGUCCAGAAUGGUACGAGCUAAGUGCUGUCUUAGCAAAUAACGAGAUCAAGAACAAUAGUGGUUAUGCACUGAAGGUGGCUUACUAUGACAAUUACUGUUCCGACGAUUAUUCCUUUCCUGCCCAUGUGAGAGUUCUAUCCAGUACCUUCCUCAAGAAUAUAGGAGAAUAUACUGUUUUCGUUGACUACAAUGCUUUUCCCACAAAGCGGUACAUCGUCUUCAACAAUAACUCAUUCAUCGAGAACCGAGCCAUCCAGUCAUUCUCCAGCAGCUAUGUUCGUACUAAAACACAAGCAGUUUUAGCCGUAAAAGAAGGGACAAUCACCGUGGAGCAUAAUUCGUUUGUCAAUCCUUUGUUUCCUCACGAAAUGGCAACUCUCCUUAGAGAUCACGAACGAGUCAUUCAGGCUAGGGAAAACUGGUGGGGCUCAAGGGACGAAUGCAAAGUAAAAGAAAGGAUUUUUCACUUCGGCGAUCGAAUCGAACUAGCACAGAUUCAGUACUACCCAUUUCUGGAUUCCGUUCAUUCUAACACAGUUAAGGUCCACAAUGGUACCCGUCGUCUCUGUUUCGUUCAAGGAAAUAAGUUAGGUGGAACACUGAACCAAACAGUCACCUUACCAAAAGACAGUGACACUUACCAAGUAGUCGGGGAUGUCAUAGUUCUACCUAAUGGCGUCCUUACCGUUGAAGAAAACGUCACAUUGGGAUUUCCAUUGCAAGCCGUUUUCAUUGUUUUUGGUCAGGUUGUCAUCAAAGGUACAGAGAGCAAGAGGGUAAAGCUUGUGCCUAAGAAACCUUUGCAAAAGGAAAUAAGACUCGUUGGCAGUCCUGACCCAUGGGAUGGAGUACUUGAAAUAUGGUUCAAUAACAGAUGGAUGCCGGUGUGCCUAACAAGAUAUCACUAUGUGUCUACUAUAGUAUGCAGGCAGUUAGGAUAUGAAGCACUAAGUUACGUUUAUCGUAACUCAAAUGGAAACGAGACCUUUCUCCAUAAUGUUCGAUGUGACACAGAUGAAAGUGACAGUAUUAUACAUUGCAACAGGAACAACUGGGUCGCUUCAUCAUCAUGCUCCAGCUAUGUCGGGUAUAUUCGUUGCAAAACUCCUUAUUGGAGCGGUGUUCACUUGACGAUAACACCAAAGAAAAGUGACAUCAGAAAUGUUGACAUAGACUACGCAGGCUUCGCCUACAGAGACGACCUCAGCAUUCCUGGUAUUGCUUUAAGGGUGGACGUCAAUCAGAACAACAUCAACGGCGUCUUGGUGAAUAAUUCUGCCAGCAGGGGCUUGCAAAUGAUGUAUCCAGAUCCCUUUGAUGUCACUCCUGACAUCAUAAACUCGACAAUAACCAACACUGAGGGGUCUGGAGUACUUCUGGAAUCUCCCUUUCUGAAUCUCACAGCUACUAAUGUUGUAAACACCAAAGGCUACGGGUUUACGUAUUAUUAUAGCUGGAAGCCCCUUAACGACCAUGUGUUCAAAAUAGCGGACAUGAGUGUGAAGAAGAACAUCAACGUGUGCUCUGGAAAUGAUACUUUUAUCGAUGAUUUUAGCGUAGUGUAUUACCUGGUUGUGAGAACAAAAAGCCGCCGUGCCUGUAAGAAGGUGAUCACAGUUCCAAAGGAUUAUAGCGUUGGAAUGCAAUUAAUCCAUCAUGAUGUGCGAUCGUCGUCAGUUUUUCACGUCUACAGUGGAACAAGCAAGACAUUAAGGGCUUUUUGGGAUGUUCACUCACUAAGCUGGAGAACCCGUCCUGCCUGGAAAACAAACUCAAGCUCAGUCCUUUUAGAAAGCUCAGAUUUUUACUACGAUUACUUUAGCACGGUGCACUUUGUACUGUUUCUUAUCAAAGAACCAGACAGAGCAAAGCAGUGGUUGACAUCGCCGAACCUGAUCAUUUCGAAAUGCAAUUUUAUCAGCAACGUUUAUGGCGGGAUCUAUUUAGGUGGUGAACACUCAGGAAACGUUCAGAUCCAAAGCUCAGUUGUACAAGACUCACCCGCUAACGGUGUCACAACGGCUUUUUUACAUGUUGAAAACCUUAACCUGUUUAACUGUUCCUUUAUUGGAAAUCAGGUUGGGAUUAGACUUUCUUCGUUUUCGGGCAACGUUAAUAUUGAAAACACCGACGUUUCAAACUCGACUUCCAAUGCCCUUUACAUAGUUUCGGAUGGUCAGAAAAUGGUCCAUUUCCUAAACAGUAGCGUCAUUCACAGCGAGGGAUUUGGAAUUUAUCUGAAAGGUAAUUACGAAGACGCAAGUCUUUUUGCAAUCAAUAGCUUUUUUGGGUGGAACAAAGCUACCUCAGUUUACUCAGACAUUCGUUACGCCCGAUACACUCCUGAUGGAUCACAGGCAUCCUUUAAAAACUGUACAUUUUUAAUGAAUCAGGGCCCUGUAGUAAACAUCGAUGAAUCCCCGAAGUUUUAUCCAUGGGAAUUUGAAGGUAACAUUUUCAUGAACAACACACAGAAUUCCGUUAUCAUGACGACUAGAUAUACAGAUGAUCGAUUUUCGCCUGGACUCUUAGUUCGACGAAAUAAGUUCUUAUUUAACUUUUUCCAAGAGAAAGGAGUCAUUUAUGUUAGAGGAGGCACAAAGGAGUUGAUCAUUGAUGGAAACGUAUUCGAAGGAAACUACGGACGGUCUGUGUUUGUGGAAGAACAGUCUUUUUUUCGAGCUCCUGCCGCAAUUCAAUAUAACGUUUUCAAGGAUAAUAGCGACGCGAACGGAAGCGUUUUAGAGAUCAGAAGAAUGGAAAACGACGUCAUAAUUCUUAACAAUGUCUUUAAGUUUAACGAAGGACUAAAUGUGGUUCUCCUCCAUAACGAGUAUUUUGUAGGUGCCAAAAAACAUAUCACUUUCAUGAACAAUUCACUUCUAAACAACUCAAACACUUGGUCUUCUGGUUGUGAAGUUGAGAUCUCAGGAAUGAAGGAAUAUAAAGUAAUUUCAAUACGCCACAAUAGAUUUAACAGCCAAAGCUUUCCAAAGGAACUUUGCGUAAACAUCACUGCAGACUCACACACCAGCAUUGUGAAUGUGUCCUUAAACUUCUGGGGUUAUGACAACGAGAAUCAAAUUAAGGAGAGAAUCUAUGAUGCUGAGGACAAUUACGAAAGGGCCUUGGCUGUUUUUAUUCCAUUCUUUGGCAGCAUGGGAGAAUUAAUGCAAGGGUCAAACCAAAGCGAUGGCCGCGAAACAUUUGCAACUCGAUAUUUGGGUGGACGUAUUUCAUCUAGCCUUAACCUGUGGAGUAAAUUCAGCCCUUAUAUAGUAAUUUCCGAUGUUACUGUUUUGCCGGACGCUGAACUAAAAAUUCACCCAGGUGUCGAAUUACAGUUUGGCUCAGGUGUUGGUAUGUUGAUUCUUGGUGCUCUCUUUGUGCUGGGAAAUAGGGAGAAUCCUGUAACAUUUUCUCUGCUGAAGAGAAGUCAAACGAAAAUAUCGAUUCCUGUUCGUUUAGUGGAAGGCACAUUCCCGUGGCAAGGACGUUUAGAAGUAUUGCAUAAUGGUAAUUGGACCCCAGUGUGUGUAAACGAAACCAUGACAUUUGGAAGGAAGAACGCUAAAGUGAUAUGUGGAAAACUCGGCUAUCAAGCGCCUGCGUUAAUCAUUUAUGUCGUUCAUUCAUCUUCACUUGGUGCAAUUUUGAAUUGCCGUGGUAAUGAAACAGAGAUUAACGAAUGUCUGUUAUCUUUCCAUAAUGUCAGUGGCAAUUCGACUCGACAAGUUGCCUUACACUGCAAAGGAGGGACGCCCUGGGGAAAUUUAAGAUUUCUUCGCGUAUUUCGGAAUACUUCUUACCCAAUGACAUCACGUCUACAGCAUUUAAAAAUCGAGCACUGUGGUGAAAAACAUGGCAAGAAGGUUGCUGCUAUUGAAAUGAUUCAGAACGUUCCCGAAAUGAAUCACGUGUCUAUUUCAAAUUGCACAGCAGGUGGUAUCAAAGUUUUGUUUCCAGAAAGAGAAGUGUACCUGAGAGACAUGUUCUUGGUCAAUACUGGAGGUUAUGGAGGUGACAUUUUGAUACCAAAACGGAAUUUCACCAUUGAGAAAGUAACGUCGAUGAACAACACACAUGGGUUGAGUUUUCAUGAGUUGGAUGGUCAUUGGAUUGAAGGUGUUUCCUACGGACAAGUUUUGUUGUGCGAUCCAGCAACAAAUGUCACUAUUAGGGAUCGUGAUUUAUUCCUAUACGUUUUUCCACCAUUGAUGAGGUUCUUAAACCUAGGGUUGCACUGCCAUAUGGAGGUUAAAACGGACAGAGAUGCAGGUUUCGCUCUUCAGCUGCUGGUAAUGAAGAAUCUUAGGUCUGUGACGAUAGAAAACCCUUCUGGAAAGAACAUCUUGAAGUUUUCCUCUACAGAUAUAGGACCGCUCUCAAGACGCCGACUGGUUCCGUGGAAUGCUCUCACAGUUUAUUUCGAGGGAUGGUAUUCCAGCGAAAUGCUUUUACAAGUACAACGAGUUAAAUUAAAAGAUAUGCCUUGUACAUUUGAGCGAGGUAGUUGUGGAUGGAGACAAUAUCCUGGAAAUUAUUUUAGAAGCGUCAGCCUGACAUUCCAAUGGAGAUGGCAUGACGACUAUGAUAAGCCUACCGCUAUUCCUGACCAUACUUUUUCGUACGAUGGUAAUACAGGAAAUUAUAUUUGGCUAGGACGCCGCUGGUAUUCGGGAUAUGGCGCCUUUUCCAGCCCGCCCAUUUUCAAGGAAAGCGACUACUGCUCCUUAGAGUUCUACUACAGAUUUUGGAAAGAUUGGUAUGGGCGGGUGUAUGCAUCACUAUCUGUUUUCAUUGAAGAAUUAAAUGGAAAUAGGACAACAUCAUUGUGGUCCACAAGUGAGCUCACGACGUACUGGAAAAAGAAAGUUAUUAAGCUACCGCAGACUUCCUACAAUUACUCGGUUGUCUUCCUUGGGCACUUUUGGGGCCAUGCAUACGUUGUAGUAGAUGACAUGGAAUUCAUUCGGUGCAACUUAUCCCACGUCUUCACCCAUCGUGUAACGGAGAGCGUCUUCAGCGGUAACGUUGAGCAGGGAAUGAGCUACACUUCCACUCAAACCGAAAACCACCUUCUCAGAAUAGAACGUUGUAAAAUUACGGACAAUGGCGGUACGUCAUCAGGAGCGAUUCAUCUCAAUGCUGCAAACCAAGCGUUUGAACUAUUUAACAAUUACCUGGCCGAGAACAGAAAUGGCAGCAUAUAUUCCAGAGUACAUUAUGAAGAGUCACAAUCCAAUAUGCUAAAGAACCACAUUCAUGGCAACACAUUUGAUUCCAACAGAGGAGUAUCUUUGUUCCUGGUAGGAGUAACUGGACCUUAUUUCAACGUUAAAGUAACAAAUAACUAUUUCUCUCGUAAUUUUGCUAAGGAUCCCGAUGGCAAAGUAAACAGUGUUUGCAGAAUAACCAAUUUACGAGCUCAUGUUCAAGGAAAUUGCUUCUACAAUAAUAUUGGACAAUAUGCUUUUGAGUACAACUAUCUUCAAGAAAAUGCUACAGUUCUGCGUUUUCUAAACAACACUUUGUACAAGAACAGUGCUUUGGGUCUCAAUGUCAAUUAUGGAGUAACGAUUCUUUGCAACGGAGCAGCAGAAAUGCACGGAAACGUGUUUCAAAAUCCCGGCAACCGCUACCAAAUUGGUACGACAUUGCAGGGAAAACAAGUUGUUGUUAAUGCGACUUUAAAUUGGUGGGGAGAGAGCGUGGCUAAUUUGAUCGGCUCCCUCAUCAUGGAUGAGACUAAAGACUACCGACUGUCAUUAACAGUAAUAUUCAAGCCGUUUGUUCAGUUGCCACCGCAGAGAGUUAUUUCUGUUUCCUGCCCACCGGAAUGGAUAAAGGACAGCGAACUAUGUUUUUUGUACAAAGGAGGUUCCUUCCGUUUUGUAGAAGCUAAGACAUAUUGUCAGAGCUACGGUGGAAAUAUAAUCGCCAUGUUUUCGGACGGAGACAAAAGGCUCGUGAAAGAUUUGAGACGAGAAGAAUCAAUGAUUUCUUCGGCUGUACCACCUUCCCUGUGGACUAUCAAAAGGGAUUUUAUAACAGAGUCCAAUAAAGACAAUGGAGUGUGCUCCGUUUUUGACAGCCAUGGAAAUAUUACAGAAUCUCAAUGCGAUGAUCUUCAUCCAUUUGUUUGUGUCAGAAGGCCAGUCAUCCACUGCCCAAACGGUUGUUUCCAUAAUGGGGAUUGCAUAGGUGCCAUAUGUUUCUGUUAUCCCGGUUGGACUGGGGAGGACUGUUCUCGAUUUCACUGCCACGACUUGCACAACUGUUCUGGUAAUGGUAAAUGUAUGGGUCCUAACGCUUGCAAGUGCUAUCCCGGAUAUUUGGGUCUUGGCUGCACAUAUUCCUUCUGCGAAAAGUACGAAAGUUGCUCUGAUUGCGUGACAGAUCCUUUUUGUGGAUGGUGUGACAGCUCGCGUUCCUGCCUUGGAGGUUUUGCUGAAGGACCACCCAAAAGAAGUUGUCCCGAUUGGUUCUACUAUCACUGCUACACUGUAGGGGACAAGAGCCGCUGUUCAAGAAAUAUUCCGACUGUGGACUGUGGAGGUAAACAGUGCAAUUUUAGGAAUGGAAGAGGAACUACUGAAUCCUGUCAAAAAUGCCAGGACCUCGACAAAUGUUACAAAAUCGCACAGGAAGAAGGUGAAUGUAGAAGCUGGAAUGAGACUCGCUGUCCUGAUGGCCAAGUUAGUGUGGACUAUACUGACCCACAGAGAGGCGAGAACGUGAAACUCGCUGAAAAUGUGAAAUUUGUCGAGGCAAAUACCACGGUUAUUUACGCCUGUCCGGUGAUUACGGCCCAACAUAAGGACAUUUCACUUGUAUUUGUUGCACCGAAAGUCCUAGAUGUCCGAGCCGGCGAUAUACUGUGCAGUCCUCAAGCCGGAGGGAUUAUGCAUAAAAUAGUUGCAGAAGUCAGCGAUGGCCCAUUUCGAGUGAUGAUGAGCGCCCCGGCAGGCUUGGAGGAAGUCAUUAGGUAUGCAGACUUCAAGAAAAAAGCGACGGUGGAGGACGUGGACGAUGAUUCAACUCUGGAGGAGGAACCGGAUGAAGAGGACUUGGAAUAAAUUAUUUCUGGAAACAUCACGGUUAACUCGAGCCGUAUAAUUGUCCUACCAGACGUGUACAAAUGUCUUGGGCACACGUACGAGAUUGGAAACUCCAUUGUUCACUCUUAUUACCUGGUGAUAGAGAAAAACCUCACGGUCCCCAAGGAAGGCGACAUUGUAGCGUCAAACGUGAGUGGUGGGUUCAUCGAGACUCUCGUUUCAGUUCAUAAAACCAACGACACAGGAUACUUGGAAACAAAGUUUCAGCGAUGCAACGAGAAUUCUCAGUUGAAUUCCACCAGACUGACACAAAGUAGACAGACAUUUUCCCAGUCGGUGUUCUGUAGCGGAGGAGACAACAACCCUGGACUCGUGCUUUCAGCAGCGGGAGAAAGAGUUGAACAUUUUGCAAUCAAUGACUCAGUGGUAGGAAGGCCAAGCCGUGGCUACAUCGCAAAGGUAUUUCCUAAGGAAAAAAUGCAAAUUGUACUUUGACUUCCAUUUGCAAUUAAUUGACAAAUUAAAAGACUAGCAGUUUCUUCUCUUAUGUGGCCUGGAAUGGAUUAAUUCUAACAUGUCAACAGCCCGGUGGCCUCAUGGUUAGUGCGCUCGCCUCCGAAUCGUGUGGUCCGGGUAA